AAUUUAUUGGUUGCCAACGGUCAGAAGAAAGAAAUCCAUUUGGACAGAGCUUGAAUUCACGGUGUCCUCUUCUAUAUCCGCGAAGCUACGACCACAGGGUUUACUGUAAUCUUAAACGCUUCCAGACUUCCCACCGUGUAAGAGUGCUCUAAGAUGCUCAGGGAUUAGUCCAUGGGUGUGAGUCGACUGGAUGUGUUUUACAGAAGACUUCUCCUCACCAAACUUUUCAUUGGGGGAUGGGGGAAGCCCGAGGACCUUAAAAGAAUCUUUGAGUUUCGAAAGAUCAUUGGAGACAGAGAAAAGUGCAGGACACUUGUGCCUGUGGACUAUCCAGUUUACAUAAACAAGACAGAGGAGCUCACUGACUGUUACAUCCAUGAUGGUUUCUUCAUCUCUCCACUGGAUCAGUUGGUGCCAGGAAUCCUGCCACCAGAGGCCGUCAAAGCAAGAUUCCAAUUCAUUGUUCCAAAGAGGUGGCAGAAGAACAGACCAGUAUGUAUCCAGUUAGCUGGGACUGGAGACCAUUUUUUCUGGCGUCGUCGGACCCUGAUGGCCAGGCCUAUGAUCAAGGAGGCAGGAAUGGCUUCUCUACUUCUGGAAAAUCCAUAUUAUGGCUAUCGUAAACCCAAAGAUCAACUGAGAUCCUGUCUAAAGAAUGUGUCGGACCUUUUUGUGAUGGGAGGGGCUUUGAUCCUGGAGUCAAUUGUGCUUCUCCGCUGGCUGGAGAGAGAAGGGUACUGGCCCUUAGGAAUGACUGGCAUCUCUAUGGGAGGAUAUAUGGCAUCCCUGGCUGUGACCAACUGGCCCAAACCUAUUCCUCUUAUUCCCUGUUUGUCAUGGUCCACUGCCUCCAGUGUGUUCACCACGGGUGUGCUGAGUAGAGCGGUAAACUGGGCAGAGCUGGAAAAGCAGUAUGCAGUUAAUUCAGUGUAUGAAAAGGAAAUCAUCAAUCUGCUGGAGUACUGUGGGGUUGAUUCAUUGAAGAUGGGAACAGAAUUGCAGAGGAAUAUGGACUCUUCAGAGAAUCUGCUUGGCCUGCCUGGAGGUCUCCGAAUACUAGAAGGUCAGUUCUUGAAAGUGGAGACGCAGUCUGAGAUUGGUCGAGUCGAUGAAAAGGGCUUGGCUCUAUCCUCAGUGAACAGCAGUGAUCAGCCAAGAACCCACACUGCUCACAGUAUGGGCCAAGGAAGGAAGAUUAACUCACUGAAAUGCUGUCGGCCGUCACUGCACACAGAGUCGAUAAGCUUCAUGAAGGGAGUGAUGGAUGAAUGCACACACAUGGCCAACUUUUCUGUACCUGUAGACACCAGUCUCAUAAUCGUGGUACAGGCCAGAGAGGAUGCCUACAUUCCUCGAACAGGAGUCCUCAGUCUGCAGGAGAUUUGGCCUGGAUGUGAAGUCAGAUAUCUCAAUGGAGGACACAUCAGUGCAUACCUGUUCAAACAGAAUUUCUUUAGACUGGCCAUUUAUGAUGCAUUUAACAGAUUUUGCCUGAAGUAUCCAAGCUCACAGUAGCCAUGGGAGGCCCUGUUAACCUGUGAACAGGCACUAUGGCUGACUGGACAGAAGAAAUGACAAUGCCUUCAAGGCUCACUGCAAAGGUGGCAGCAAAAAUCACAAAUGUCUAAUUUUCAGUUUAUCCAACCAACAGUGGCAGCUGAGCACUGUCACUUUUUUAUUUCCUCCUCCUGAUUUGGGUAAAGCAAAACUAAUGUAGUAGAUUUGUUUGCCAGUGUGUGGUCAUCAAAGAGGAUCUUCGGCCUUAUUUUAAUAGAGUCCUGUAGUAACCAUGGAACGCUGGUCAUCUCCUGUUUUUAGUGUCACUGCUUGGGUAUGUCCUACAAUAUUCCACCUUUCCUCCUAACCUGGAAAUCUCUAGAUUCUACAAGUAGAUAAAUCAGUAAUAAGCCACUGAAACCAUGAAUGUGGGAGUGUAAUCACAACAGAUGAAGUAUUAAUUCAGCAAUGAUGGCCUUUCUAUUACGAGUCAAUUGAAUCAAUUAAAAUUGAGUUUUGUCUGCAAUCUGAAUAUUUUACCAGAUAUUUCACCUUUUGUAUCUUUUUUCAUAAAUAUAAUUGAGCUGA
This is a messenger RNA of Girardinichthys multiradiatus, 2085 nucleotides long. RefSeq names its product abhydrolase domain containing 18 (gene abhd18). The record is from RefSeq and is a predicted model, not a curated record. Bases 172 to 1515 code for a protein of 447 amino acids. The transcript has 14 exons. NCBI's taxonomy places the organism in Eukaryota, Metazoa, Chordata, Actinopteri, Cyprinodontiformes, Goodeidae.